Messenger RNA from Coregonus clupeaformis (lake whitefish), 987 nucleotides. RefSeq names its product GTPase IMAP family member 4. The transcript has 3 exons. Bases 64 to 987 code for a protein of 307 amino acids. Gene Ontology annotation, molecular function: GTP binding. Lineage: Eukaryota; Metazoa; Chordata; Actinopteri; Salmoniformes; Salmonidae. The record is from RefSeq and is a predicted model, not a curated record.
GUGAAUUACAGUUCCAGGCUGGAGUGAGGAAGAAGGAGAGAAAGAGAGUCUGAGGAUGCCACAAUGGCUGCCAGUGGAUUAAACACACCGUCGGGUGACUACCUCCAUCUCUCAGAGCUGAGGAUUGUGCUGCUGGGAUACAGAGUAGCUGGGAAGAGUUCAUCCGGAAACACCAUCCUGGGCAGAAAGGAGUUUGACCUGAGGAGAACUGCUCAGUGUGUGAAGAGACAGGGAGAAGUAGCAGGGAGGCAGGUAACUGUGGUCGACACUCCAGGCUGGUGGGCUAAUGACCCUGUAGAGGUGACUCCUGAGCUGGUUAAACAGGAGAUUGUGGUCAGUGUGUCUCUGUGUCCCCCAGGACCCCACACUCUCCUCCUGGUCAUAGAUGUGGAUGACACAUUCACUGAGGAAUACAGAAGAGCAGUAGAGGAACACUUGACCCUUCUCAGUGAGACAGUCUGGAGUCACACUAUCGUGCUGUUCACCCAUGGGGACUUUUUAGGAGACACAACCAUUGAGCAGCACAUUGAGAGACAAGGGAAGGCCCUCCAGUGGCUUGUUGAAAAAUGUGGAAACAGGUAUCAUGUCCUCAACAAUAAAAACAGGGGUGUUGGCACUCAGGUCACAGAGCUGCUGAAUAACAUAGAGGAGACGGUGGAAGGAAACAGAGGAGGACAUUAUGAGAUAAAGAGAGAGAUACUAGAGAAGAUAGUAAAAAAAAGGAAAGCAGAGGAAGAGAGAGCAAAACAGAGACUGUUGAAGGUGCAGGAACAGAGAAAGACCCUCAGAUCACUAACAGACAUCUCAGUUUGGAUGUCAGCCCACCUCAUCAAGCUCAACCUCGACAAGACGGAGCUGCUCUUAUUCCUGGGUAAGGCUUGCCUGCUCCAAGACCUCUCCAUCACGGUUGACAACUCUACGGUGUCCCCCUUCCAGAGUGCAAAGAACCUCGGCGUGAACCUGGAAAACACCCUGUUGAUUUGCUGA